GCCUCCGCGGCCGCUGGGCCUCACUGCGCAGGCGCCCGCGCGGCGUGGGCGCCGGCGUGGGCGCCGGCGUGGUCCCCAUGGAGUUACCUUAGCGGAGCCGGCACCUCCGGGAGCAUCCGGCAUGAGCGGCGCGGAGGCUGACCGCUGGGCGUGGCUGCUGGUGCUCAGCUUCGUGUUUGGGUGCAAUGUCCUCAGGAUCCUCCUCCCGUCCUUCUCCUCCUUCAUGUCCAGGCUGCUGCAGAAGGAUGCUGAGCAGGAGGCACAGAUGAGAGCAGAGAUCCAGGACAUGAAGCAGGAGCUCUCCACCGUCAACAUGAUGGAUGAAUUCGCCAGAUAUGCCAGGCUAGAGAGAAAGAUCAACAAGAUGACGGAUAAGCUUAAAACUCACGUGAAAGCUCGGACAGCUCAGUUGGCCAAGAUAAAAUGGGUUAUAAGUGUUGCCUUCUAUGUAUUGCAAGCUGCCCUGAUGGUGUCGCUCAUCUGGAAGUACUACUCAGUCCCUGUGGCUGUGGUACCGAGCAAGUGGAUCACUCCGCUAGACCGCCUGGUAGCAUUUCCGACUAGAGUAGCAGGUGGCGUUGGGAUUACCUGUUGGAUUUUAGUCUGUAACAAGGUUGUGGCGAUUGUGCUCCACCCUUUCAGCUGAAGGAAGACAGAUGCAACUGUGACAUCUUAGGGAGUGGAUUUCCGCUGAGGAGGUUACAAAUCUGAUUGAUGCUUUUUUUUUUUUUUUUAAGGAAACAAAAGCACACAGGUUAGUUUUUUUGUUGAAUGUGUUUGUUCUUGGAUUUUAUGUGAGAUACGAGAGUCCUGAUUUUGUACACUUGUCACUGAGCUGGAAGGCCAGGCUCUCCCACGUGUGACCCGGCCAGCAAGUCCCGGGUUUGUCACAAGAAGGGGCCUUGGCGGCACGUUAC
This is a messenger RNA of Neomonachus schauinslandi (Hawaiian monk seal), 917 nucleotides long. RefSeq names its product guided entry of tail-anchored proteins factor 1 (gene GET1). Gene Ontology annotation, biological process: tail-anchored membrane protein insertion into ER membrane. The transcript has 5 exons. Bases 122 to 646 code for a protein of 174 amino acids. NCBI's taxonomy places the organism in Eukaryota, Metazoa, Chordata, Mammalia, Carnivora, Phocidae. The record is from RefSeq and is a predicted model, not a curated record.